Molecule: messenger RNA, 1086 nt
Organism: Alternaria rosae
Lineage: Eukaryota; Fungi; Ascomycota; Dothideomycetes; Pleosporales; Pleosporaceae
Exons: 3
Coding region: 75-917 (280 amino acids)
Source: RefSeq, a predicted model, not a curated record
ACGGCUUCAAUACUUUCGCAAGGGACUGUGCCACUUGAGGGUGAAAAUGAAGGAACACGGUGUGAAACUCUGAGAUGGACUGUGAUGGAACAAUGUUGAGCAGCGACUUGCCACAAGACGAAAUCAUCGACGGCUUUGAGGGUCCCUACUUCUAUCACGUCUUCAGUGAGCACAGUGCGACGAGUUACCAGCUCAGGUUCUCAGUCGGUGCAAGUCUGUUCCAGUCAAGAUGUGACUUCUCGCUUUCUUAUCUGAGUCUGGAUUGCAUAGAAGAAUACCUUCGUCUUCGCGACUCACGAGCUAGUCCUUUCAUAACGGUCUUUAGCGACUUCGCUGCGGCGUUGUGUGAAGCGUACGACCUCUAUGUCCGAGGUCAUGAAGCUAUCCAGAUAGUUCAAAUCCAGGCUUCAGGCCUGGUGGCCGUCCUCGUAAGUUCAGCGGGCAACCACAGUGCCAUGAUACCCAUAUGGCAAGGUACAAAAGGUCGCGAAGACCGGUGGCUGUGCAUGGCUGAUGUUGGACCACUCCUCGGUCUCGACCUUAUAUACAUCCGCUCUUCAGAAUGGCUGGCUUGUGGUUCAAUAUCCAAAGAUCGAUUCUCAGCAGCCUGGCCGAUCAUUGAUGGGCGAUUGCACUUCAACGAGGGAAGGAGCGAAGACCUGGUCGACUUCUUUGUGCGUGUAUGCGGACAUUUGCCAGAAUGUUACCCGGAGCAUGAUGCAUCCGAGCGAUACGAAUACGACUGGGAAGGCGAAUGCUUUGUUGGGACUGAACGUUGGCAUGAUGCGAGCGCGUCGAUUCAAGAAACGAGUGUGGCUGGCGUCGGACUGGGACUUGGACUUGCUGUUGCACAGUUUGCACGGCCGACGCCAUUCGGGUAUGCUGGCUAUCUGCGUGGAAUGGUUGUGAUGGAUUGAUGUAUCAUGUAUCUUGUAAAAAUAUUGUACGAUUAAAUGGAGUGGCAUCGAAAGAGAUCUGGAAGGCAGCAGUGGUACUAGGCUCAGAUAGGGCAAGCGGGCUACGCCGUUUCGUCGUGAUGCAUGUCAGCAGCCCUCUUCUCUACAACAACAUUUUCGAGGUUCGGUA